This is a messenger RNA of Serpula lacrymans var. lacrymans S7.9, 7934 nucleotides long. RefSeq lists its product as uncharacterized. The transcript is spliced from 28 exons. Gene Ontology annotation, cellular component: cytosol. NCBI's taxonomy places the organism in Eukaryota, Fungi, Basidiomycota, Agaricomycetes, Boletales, Serpulaceae. Gene Ontology annotation, molecular function: protein kinase regulator activity. The record is from RefSeq and is a predicted model, not a curated record. The annotation marks the transcript as partial. Gene Ontology annotation, biological process: regulation of translation; cellular response to amino acid starvation.
GCCGUCCAUGUUUGGCUAUUCACAAUUUCUGUGACUCUGGGAUAGCAUCAGCCUCGUGCAUAACAUCCUACUUUUCUGUUUUCCAAACUGCCUCGACAAACCACUUUUGCAAGGAUAAAAUCGAAAGAGGGACCACCAGAGACCCUAGGAAAAUCUGAAAUCCAGUCCUGGUUGGCCGGAACAUCAACUUUGGACGACAUGGAAAAUGGAGAUUCCGAACGCGAUCUGGAGUGGAGAAGAGAUCGUGUGCUUGAUGAAUGGCCAAAAGCUAUGGAGAUCGCGCAGAGCAGACUCUUAACCAGUAGUACAAGGACACGCAUACAAUUUUUACAAGAAGAGUUGCUACCAUUGGCCAAGCAUGGGAACUUGAGUCUAAGCCAGACAAUGGACAUAUUCAAACUAUUAACACAAACGUAUCCACGGUAUGUUGACGCAGCAUCUAGAGAAGCCGUUGAGGCCAUUGGAAUGGAUAUAAUCAAGCGAGAUGAGCUCCGCGGCGACCCCCAUACUUCUCCAGACGAGUGCAAGAUGGGAGUGGCUGAGCAGGUUCUAGGCUGGUUAUCAAAUGAGGUAGGGAGAAUGUCCAAACGCGGGUCUCCCAGUUCGUAUGCUCCUGCCGAUAUAUUUGUGCUGCUCAGCUGGACUUGUGGACUCUAUACCACAUGUCUCCAAUCUAACCCUGACUUUACACAUAUCGGUACCUGGAGGGUACUCGUCGCUAUAAUGGCUGCCCUCGUAGAUAUGCUAAUGAACAAAUCGACUCGGACAAAACCCACGAUGCAGAAGAGUGGUCUUGUACGCUUACGUCGAGCUCUUCGUUCAACACCUGACAGUUUACCUUCGCUAAUAUCGACGGUGAUCGCAGAGGCAAAGUCUAGUCAAACACCACUCGUACAGGUCGCUUUACUCAGUACUGCAAUUGACGUAACAAUUCGUCUAAAAAACGUGAAAGAUGAUUCUUUGACUCGAAUAUCUUCUCAAGCAAAGGAUGAUAUAGUAAAUAUUUAUACUUCUUCCGUGCUCAUGUCUAAGUCUCCAGUGCCAUCGCAUUCUUCUAUUGCAUUGCAUGAUUUCAUACGGACAUCAAUCGGACCAGAAGACUUAGUGCAAACCGUUCUUCCUGCGAUGGAAAAGGCUUUGCUGCGCUCUCCAGAAAAUUCCCUCAGUGUUGUUAGGGACUUUUUCAUUGCAUACACCCACCCUCUGGAAAUCGAUACUUUCAAAAAAGUCGUCUCAUUUGCUUUAAAUGCUGCGAAGUCCAAUAACGCAGUGGUCCGUGGUAAUGCGAUAGAACUUUUCAAGGUUGCAAUGACACAUCAAUCAUCGGAGUCAUACUCGGAGUUUACAGCAACAGAACUAUUGGCGUUACCCAAAGCUGGAAAAACAACUGGUCCAGACCAUCGUGUCGCGUUAUAUUCCAUGCUACAUGCACUCUCACCCUCGAAUGCGAUUUCCUCCAAUAUAGUACAAAUUGUUCCUACGCUGGUGCUGAAAGAAUCACAAGAUGGUGCUAUGGCUAUCUUAGCAUCCACACUACCCUCUCAUCUUGUAUUCCUCCUUCGUUCCGAUAUCGCGGUACCCUCCGAUGUAUCAAGUAUCAUUGCUAAGGAGAUGAAUAAUACAAAACCCGUAAUCCGCCGCGCUUUUUGUUUACUCGCAGGUGCGACACUUUGGGAAAUGGGUGAACUGAGUACAGAUGCCUCCAUUGUAUUCGCCAAGGCCCUCUCCGCAUCUUUCGAGAUCAAUCUCAAGAACGUUGCUACAAAUCCAUUGAAUUCUACUGUAGGACCAUUAGAGGGAUACAUUGCUAUAUUUGCCCUACUUGGUCCUUUCAAGCGUUCUGGAAGUUUUGAUGAUAUCGUCUCACGCAAUACCAGCGCUCAGUCACUGACUGGUACCCCUACGAAGCCAUCCUUCCUCCUAUGGGAUAAGGUUUAUCAGAAGGUCAACGAUCCUGAAGACGAAAACUGGCUAUUACGAGCUGCAAACGUAGCGCUAUUUUCCUUGAAAGCCGACCUAUCCAAGAACGAACAAUCGCGCACUCAAAUCGGUUCUGUAUAUCUUCAUCUUGCUGUCGAGAGUCAAUCUCUUCAGGUCAGGAGGGAUACCCUGGGCGUUUUAGAGGCGGCAGUGACACGCCAACCUCAGCUUGUCAAUCUUAUCCUUCGGGAAGCUCUCUCCGCAUCUUUUACCCGAGAUAAGCUACUUCCUUCAAAGAGCACUAUCAGCACUACCGAAGAGCAAGAUCAGCCUAUCGCUCCCAACCAGCGACAAUUUGCUAGUCUUCUCCUUUGUUGUGCCUCCCUGAAUGAACAGGUUGACCUUGCUGUAAGGGAGACCUUAUUGGUGGAAUUGAUCGCUUUAGGUCAUCAUCCAUUAAUAAGCGGACAGUCUCGACAGUUAUGGAUUGAGCUAUGCCAGAAAGCCCAUGUUGAUCCUUAUGACCUUGUCGGCAGGAAUAUAGAUAACAUUUUCAAGAUUAUUCUUACUGCGUCCACAGUAGAACCGAGGUACGGUUUCACAGAGGCAAGCUAUCGAGCCGUGAGUACUCUUGCGUUCGUUAACCCUGGAAAAGCACUCCCUCGACUCGUGGAGCAAUUGCGAGUGGAUAUUGAUGCGGAAACGAUCAACGGGCUAACGGAAUCUGACUUUGGUAUCUGGACAACACCAGAAGGCACCACUUAUGUUGAUGUUUUGUCGUCGAAGAAAGUAAAUGAAGGGCCCAAAAAGGGUAAAGAUGCGGAUAUUGCCAAAUGGGAGGCUGAACUUCGAAAGUCUUUGGCCAGCAAGAAGACCUCGGCGGCAACUUUGUCGAAACAAGAACAGGCUCUCGUUCAAGCCCAAUUGACUAGAGAAGCUGCUGUCCGUCAGCGAGUCACCAGUAUCAAAGCUAAUUUACAGCGUGGAUUGGCUUUCAUCGGAAGCCUCAUUUCCAGCUUGGUCCCAGAGUUCCGUCACUAUAUUUCAAGCAUCAUUUCGUUAUUACUGGAAGGAGCUUUGAAGAAAGGCCAGAGGUUGUUAGGUUCGGAGGCAUUUCAGACAUAUCUGGAUUUGGGGAAAUGUAGCUCAGACCGCCUCGAGACGUUCCGGAAAUGGAUUGGUGUCGCCACUCUACGAAGUUUGGACAUCGAUGCGGUAGCGGAAGAGUUGCAAGCCGAAUCCCUCGAUCUUUUGAUUAUUCGAGUUCUAUACCGGCUGCGCUCACUUUCUGAGCAAACCGCAUUUGAUGCACCAACCUUUGCUUACAUGUUUCCUUUAUUGGCUCGAAUAUUAUCGAAGGGAGGCGUAAGCGCAACCGAAGAAGAGGAAGCUCUUGAGCAAGUUACCCUGGUGCUGGAUAUUAUCAGGUUUCAUUGUAGCGAAUUUUCCGACCAGUCUUUCCCCCGGAAUGAGACAAUGAAGCUUCUUCUACAUACCAUUAGACAACAACCAAGACUCAGCAAAGAAGCGUCGUCCAUUCUCGUCGGCAUUGGUGAGGCUAUCCAUGCUAACUCUAGCCGAGAGGAGAUAUCUGUUUUGAUAGAUGGGGUUUUACUGCAAGAAGUGUAUGCUCGAAACUCGUGUCUUCAGGCUUUGCAGCCUUUCGACUUGACGGACCUUGAUUGGUCUCCAGAACUUUGGGUUGCUAGCUAUGAUAACGACGAACAAAACGCCAGACUAGCUCGGCAUGUAUUCGAUGACAACGGAUUAGAUGUUCCUGAGUCCUUCCUUACGCAACUCUUGGUUUACUUAGAUCAUGAAAAUGUAUAUGUUCGCACCAGUACUGCUUCAGCUAUCGCAGAGGCCGUCGAACAUUGGCCACAUACAAUUAAGCAUACAGUAGAUGCCUUGCAAGAACUCUAUCGUGAAAAGGCCAAAAUCCUUGCACCCGAAUUUGACGAAUAUGGAAUGGUAAUUGCACAAAGCCUCGAUCGCACAGAUCCUUGGACAGCCCGCCUUGCGAUUGCUCUUACCUUUGAGAAUGUUGCGCCGUCUUUCACCGAAGAUGUGAUUGAGCCAUUCUUCACGUUCUUGAUCAAGCAAGAAGCUUUAGGCGAUCGAACAGCGGAAGUUCGGCGUGGUAUGCUAAAUGCAGGUACUGCUGUAAUUGAUCUUCAUGGUUCCACUCGACUGGCUGGUUUGAUUUCAAUGUUCGAGGAGCAUUUGUCCCAUCCGAGUCCAGCUACGGAGGCCGGUGAUCAGAUCAAGGAGGCGGUCGUGAUCCUCUUUGGCCGUGUUGCAAGACAUCUCGACUCGUCUGAUGCCCGUAUACCAAGCAUUGUGGACAGGCUGGUCGAAGCUUUGAAAACACCUGCAGAGCAAGUGCAGAUGGCGGUAUCUGAUUGCCUAAUUCCUCUGGUUCGUUUGAUGAAGCCACGCCUGUCUCAGCUAGUCGAUCGCCUCUUCGAAGAACUCUUUGAUGGUCCUAAAUAUGCCUCGCGCCGGGGUGCUGCUUAUGGGAUAGCAGGUGUGGUCAAGGGAAUGGGAAUAAAUAGUAUGAAGGAGUUCAAUGUUCUUGACCGCCUACAUGCUGCCACAGAAGACAAAAAAAACUACGAACCCCGCCAGGGUGCUAUGUUUGCUUUUGAGACCUUAUCCAGUACUCUUGGAAGGCUUUUCGAGCCCUACAUUACAACCAUCCUCCCUCUGUUGCUCACUGCAUUUGGCGAUGCGGUAGCCGAUGUUCGAGAAGCCGCUCAAGAUACUGCUCGAAUUAUCAUGGGUAAUAUGUCUGGCUAUGGAGUCAAAUUGAUCCUCCCAUCCUUGCUUUCUGGUCUCGACGAAAAACAAUGGCGUUCGAAGAAAGGCUCAAUCGAGCUUCUGGGCAUGAUGGCAUAUUGUUCACCUAGGCAGCUCUCCCUAUCGCUGCCGAUCGUCAUCCCUCGCCUCACUGGGGUCCUGACUGAUACUCACGCUCAAGUCAAGACAUCUGCUAACCGGAGUCUUAAACAGUUCGGCGAAGUGAUCAGCAAUCCCGAGAUUCAGUCAUUGGUCCCUAUAUUACUCAAAGCACUGGUUGAUCCGGCCAAAACGCCAAAUGCCCUCUCGUCUUUAUUAAAGACGUCAUUUAUGCAUUACAUAGAUCAUUCAUCCUUAGCAUUGGUUGUUCCAAUAUUGGAAAGAGGAUUACGGGAACGAGGUGCAGAUACAAAGAAGAAGGCUGCACAAAUUGUAGGCAACCUCGCGUCCCUAACGGACUCGAAAGAUUUUGUCCCUUACUUAUCUAGCCUGUUGCCCAUGGUCCACACUGUACUCGUCGAUCCAGUCCCUGAAGCGAGAGCAACAGCAGCUAAAGCUUUGGGUACACUUGUAGAGCGGCUCGGUGAAGUUCACUUCCCCGAUUUAGUGCCAGGACUUCUCAGGACACUCAAGACGGAUACAUCUGGUGUUGAUCGCCAGGGUGCAGCUCAGGGUCUCAGCGAAGUUUUAUCAGGUCUUGGGAUGGAGAGGCUCGAAGGACUGCUACCCGAUAUUAUUGCAAACGCUCAGUCGCCUCGCAGUACUGUCAGAGAAGGAUUUAUGUCUCUGCUUGUAUACCUUCCAUCAACCUUUGGUUCUCGAUUCCAGCCUCACUUGCCGAAAAUUAUAUCUCCUAUCCUGAGUGGCCUGUCCGAUACGGAAGAAUAUGUGCGAGAUGCUGCCAUGAGAGCAGGAAGGAUGGUUGUGACGAAUUACUCGAGCAAAGCAAUUGAUCUUCUUUUGCCCGAGCUUGAGCUAGGCAUGUUUGAUCCAGGUUGGCGAAUCAGGCAAUCAUCUAUUACACUUGUUGGAGAGCUACUUUUCAAGGUAUCUGGAAUAAGUGGAAAAGCAGAGAUAGAAGAGGAUGAAGAGGCUGUUGAAGCCCACACAGCGGAAUCAUCCCGUCGUGCACUCACAGAUGUACUUGGAGCCGAACGUCGCGACAGAAUCCUUUCUGCACUCUACCUAGCUAGACAAGAUUCCGUCAAUGUCGUUCGACAAUCUUCGAUACAUAUCUGGAAGGCCCUCGUACACAAUACUCCUCGAACAGUGCGCGAAAUCCUUCCCGAGUUGGUGGGUCAGAUAGUGAAACUGAGCUCCAGUCCCGAAUUCGAACAACAGGAGACUGCAGGACGUACAACGACCGAGCUCUGUCGCAAGUUUGGAGAGAAAAUACUGGGCGAUAUUGUCCCUAUAUUGCGAUCCAAGGCGCCUUCAUCAGAUUCAAGAACCCGGGAAGGAGUUUGCUUGGUGCUUUGCGAUGUCAUGGAGAGCUCAUCUGAUGUUCAACGCGAGGGGUACGAGGAAGAUAUCAUCACUAUAGUCCGCAAUUGUCUCGUAGAUGACGAAGCGGUCGUUCGUUCAGCAGCGGCCAAGGCAUUUGAUGUUUUGCAAGAACAUCUGGGUGCUAAAGCUAUUGACCAAACUAUUCCGACAUUGUUGGAGGCACUCCGUCAACCUGGAGAGAGUUCGGGUACGGCUCUGCAAGCACUCAAGGAAGUUAUGUCGGUCCGCGCAUCAACUGUGUUCCCAGUUUUGAUCCCAACACUAAUCGCUACACCCAUGACGGUCUUCAAUGCUCGUGCACUGGCAUCCCUUGUCACGGUUGCUGGAAACGCACUGAGCAAACGUUUGACAAUCAUUCUUAGCGCUCUAGUUAAGGUCCUCGAAGAUGGGCAAGACGAAGAAGUGAAAGAUGCCGUAGAUGAAGCAUUGCGUGCUUUACUUGCGUCUAUCAGUGAUCCCGAAGGCUUGAAUACACUAAUGCUUCUUCUUCUUGGAUGGGCCAAACAUGACUUGCCCAAGCGGCGCAUCAGUGCCUGUGACCUAUUUUCUAUCUUCUGCGAAGAAACUGAGCUCGAUUCAUCAAUUUACCGCAUUGAUUGGAUACGGCAACUCGUGUCUCUUUUCGAAGAUUCCCAAGUUCCUGUCCACACGGCAGCUUGGCGUUCAUUCGAUAUUUUCGUGAAGUCGUUACCAAAGGACGAACUCGAGCCGCUCGUCGUGCCUCUUCGGCGCACCAUCGAAGGGACAGGCGCUCCUGGGCAUCAUGUGCCUGGCUUCAGUCUUCCUAAGGGUGUCGCGCCAACUGUACCUAUCAUCAUUGCCGGUCUCACGACAGGAAGCAACGAGCAACGUGAAAAUGCUGCCUAUGCAAUUGGCGACCUGGUCGAGCGUACGGAAGAGUCUGCUAUCAAGCCUUUCGUUGUUCCAUUCACUGGUCCACUCAUUCGUGUUGCGACGCAAGCAACGACGUACCCCCCUGGCGUAAAGACUGCCAUCUUGAGUGCACUGUCGUCUAUGCUUGAACGUAUCCCAGGCCACGUUAAACCAUUCUUUCCUCAAUUACAGAGGACGUUCGUGAAAUCUGUUGGUGACCCAUCCAGCGCUGUUGUGCGGACACGUGCAGCGGAAGCUUUAGGAAUGUUAAUGCGCAGUCAGCCAAGGGUAGACCCCGUGGUUGUGGAACUAGUGAGUGGCGCGAGAGCAAAUGAAGAGGAAGUAGCAGCGAGCUUUAUCCUGGCACUGUCGCAUGUGGCGCGAAGUGCAUCAUUACAUGCCGGGAUCGGAGAAAAGGCAAGAGACUUGUGUAUUGAGCUCGUCGGUGAAGCAUUUAGAGAGAGUCACGAUGACCACUAUAUACAGGCCACUGCGACGUUUAUCGCAUCUCUAUCCGCAUAUCCAGAUGCUCUCAAACCAUUAGUAAACGCAUACCUCGUUUCGGGCACCCCGGCAUCUGCAAUAUCAUCACAAACAAUACUCGCUGCUCUAACAUCAACUGAAUCCGAAGAUUACGUUGAUCCGAAAGACACCAUAUUUGCAAAACUCGGGGUCUUGCGUAGUAUUGCUGCUAAAGUGAAAGAAAGUGAUCGCACGCCCAGCACGAGAGGCGAGAGAAAUAUUAAAAGCCAUGGCGGCAGAUGGAGAGGAGAGCUUGGCAGGAAUUUUUUGAUGAUAUUAAACGACCUUACGCUUUCACGCACAAUAAGAAACAG